Molecule: messenger RNA, 4771 nt
Organism: Anolis carolinensis (green anole)
Lineage: Eukaryota; Metazoa; Chordata; Lepidosauria; Squamata; Anolidae
Exons: 6
Coding region: 427-2082 (551 amino acids)
Source: RefSeq, a predicted model, not a curated record
GGCCAUUUUAGAACUCUCUUCGGGGCGGCCAUUUUAGGUCAUCCCUUAGGGCAGCCAUUUUAGAACUCUUCAUGGCGGCCAUUUUAGAUCACCCAUCAAGGCAGCCGUUUUAGAAUUCUCUUCAGGGCAGCCAUUUUAGAACUCUCUUCAAGGUGGCCGUUUUAGAACUCUCUUUGGGACGGCCAUUCUAGGUCAUUCCUCAGAGCAGACACUUUGGGGUGGACAUUUUAAAAAGUGAAAUACGUAGAAUCCAACCAAUAACAAUAUGAAAAUAUUAUUUAUUCCUUUGAAGAUCAAUUGAUGAGGAAACAGCAUCUUUCUUCCUUGUUUCUUUAAAGGCCAGACUAGGGGCAGCCUUCGGGGCAGCCAUUUUAGGGCAUCCCUUUAAAAUAUUUCUCCACAUAGGCCGAACGCAGCAGAGCCACCAUGGUGAAAGACGUCCCUGGGGGUUCGGAAGAGCCAAGGGUUUCCAUGCAAGCAGGGCCCUCAGAAAAGGAGUCCUCGGAAAAGGAGUCCCUGGAGAUGGGGAUCUCGGAGAAGGGGUCCUCAGAAAAGGAGCCCUCAGAGAAGGAGCUCUCAGAGAAGAGGCCCUCUGAGAAGAGGCACUCAGAGAAGAGGCCCUCGGAGAAGAGGCACUCAGAGAAGGGGCCCUCGGAGAAGUGGCCCUCAGAGAAGGAGUACUCGGAGAAGAGGCACUCGGAGAAGAGGCCCUCAGAGAAGGAGUACUCAGAGAAGGGGCCCUCGGAGAAGUGGUACUCGGAGAAGAGGCACUCGGAGAAGGGGCCCUCAGAGAAGGGGCCCUCGGAGAAGUGGUACUCGGAGAAGAGGCACUCGGAGAAGGGGCCAUCAGAGAAGGGGCCCUCGGAGAAGGGGCCCUCACAGAAGGAGUACUCGGAGAAGGGGCCCUCAGAAAAGGACUCUGCAGCAGUCCAGGCCCCCUCAGAGGGGAAGCUCACAGCUCGCUCGGGGUCCCUAGGGAGCCGGGCCCCUUCCGGGAGCCCAGCGGUCCGUAUCAUGACAGAGGUGGAGCCCACGCCACGUUCAGGGUCCUUAGGGAGGCAGGACCCCUCUGAGGCCACACCCUUUCAGCAAGCAGGGCCCCCAGUUAGCCGUGCCACCCUACAGGUGAGGUCCAUACCAGCGGUACCCCUGCUGACCUACGGCCUCUCGGAGUUGAGACCCAUGCAUCAAUUGGUGGUCCCAGUGAGUCGUGGCCCCUCAAUGUUGAGGGCCUUCCCACAUGGGGCCCCUGGGAGGAAUGACCCCUCAGAGUUCCCCAUGCAACAGGGGUACCCUCUGAGCCGUGGUCCCUCAGAGAUGAGGCCCUUGCAACAAAGUGGGUUCCCACUGAACCGUGGCCCCUCGGAGAUGAGGCCCCUACUGAAAACCGGUCCCCUCGAACACGGCCCUACGCCAUCGAAGCUGAUCCCCUUCAAGCCAGUGAAGACGUCUUCUCGAGGGUUCUUCACUCUGAAGAAUGCCAUAGAGAUUGCCAACGAGUCCUGUAAUUCCACAAUCGGCCUCCUGUUGGUUUGUAUAAUCCUGAUGAUUUUGGUGUCCAUCAUGAACAUGCAAGUGCACAGACUCUUAGAGAACUCCGGGGAACUGAAGAGUAUGAUCAACUUGCAGGUCGUCAUCCUGGCCGAAUUACUGAUGGACCUGCAGUUCGGCAAAGCGUAUAACUGCAGCAUCUGCGAAGUCCCCUGGGUGCAGUGGGGAGACAACUGCUACCUCUUCCGACACAGAGCCAUGAGCUGGUCUUGGAGCAAUGGUUUCUGCCUGGACGAAAAAUCCUCUCUGGUGGUCGUCAAUGGCUCAGAAGAGAUGAAUUUCCUGAGGUAUGAAUCAAAAAAACAUUUCAAUCGUCGCAAGCAUAGCAAUUUCCUCAAAUUCUGGAUUGGCCUAAAGUACGAUACAGAUGUGAAUAAGUGGAUGUGGGCAGAUGGAUCACCUUUCAAUUUGAAAAAUGACACUGAGUUGGGUCAGGGAGGCUGUGCCUAUGUCCAGAAUGGAAACCUUGGAUCCCAGCCCUGCAAGAAAGCGGCUUUUAUCAUUUGCAAGGCAAAGACACUCUUUGGCUGAGUUUGGAGUUGCAGAAGUCCAGAAGAAGAAGAAGAGGAGGAGGAGAUGAUGAUGAUGAUGAUGCAGCAAAGGUAGAGAGACAGCUGUGAUCCCAACAGCCAAAUCUUGGUGCCGUGUUUUGGCAAUUAGUUACCCACAGUCCCUUGCCUUUCUGUUACAAGGAAUAAACUUUCUUAGAAGCCAUCCGUGCCUGAAGGGUGUUGUCUUCAUUUGCCAGCCCAUGACAGAGGAUGGAGAACCCUUCCACUUCUCAAUGAAAAUCCUCGACCUCCUAUAUGGCUUGUUUUUGGAUGCGGCGUUCUUUUGAUAGGUUCACUUUAGCCAUGUUCCUCACUUUUGACCCCUUCUGCUCUUUCAUCUCCUCUUGUGCUUUUUUUGCAGUUUUUUUUUUGUCUCACUCCAUCAACUCAUGCCAUCGAAUGUUUAGUCUUGCAUUUGAAAAACAAAACAAAAAGACCCCCUUGGUUUUAUUUUUGAACGGACUUUCUGUUUUCUGACAGUGUUCCUACCAUGUGAGAUAAGUGGAGGCUUCCUAUACUGCCUACAAUUUAUUUAGCACUUUUAGGGCAUUCCAUGGAUUCUAAAUACAGUAGAGUCUCACUUAUCCAAGGCUCGCUUAUCCAACGUUCUGGAUUAUCCAAGGCAUUUUUGUAGUCAAUGUUUUCCACUGUGGCGCAGGCUGUUGAACAGCUGCAAUAAAUCACUCUGACCAUGAGGUCAUGAGUUCGAGGCCAGCCCGUAGCAGGGUGAGCACCCGUCAAUUAAAAAUAAAAAAUAUCCCCUGCUCAUUGCUGACCUAGCAACCCGAAAGAUAGUUGCAUCUAUCAAGUAGGAAAUAAGGUACCACUUAUUAAAAAAAAGUGGGGAGGCAAGUUUAACUAAUUUACGACCUGGAAUGAGGAAGUGCCGUCACAGUGGAUGAUGAAGCAGCUGCUCCCCCCCUGUGGCCAGAAUCGAACAUCCCCUCAGGAGAAGGUUAAAUUGCCUCUGCAUCUGUCUGUCUCUGUCUCUGUCUGAUGUGUUUAUGGGCAUUGAAUGUUUGCCCUAUGUGUGUAUAAUGUGAUCCGCCCUGAGUCCCCUUCAGGGUGAGAAAGAAGGGCCGAAUAUAAAUACUGUAAAUAAACCAAAUCACACCAAAUUUGGCUACAAAAGACAUAGUCAUCCAAUCUAUGUCUUUCAAUAAAAAAACCUAGAAAAAUAAAGGCCAAAUUGGAGGAUGAAGAAGAGCCGUUUUCCCCCGGCUGCCAGUCAGAAGGGUAGGCCCCACCCCCUCUAGCCCCGCCUUCAUCGCCUAGCAACCCCUCAACCGGAAUGGCGCCCAGGUGACAGGCAGAGUUCACUUAGGUCUCUUUCACAAUGCCUAUAAAAUACAGAUUAUCUGAUUUGAACUGGAUUAUAUGGCAGUGUAGACUCAAGGCCCUUCCACACAGCUAUAUAACACAGAAUGCCAAGGCAGGUAAUCCACAGUAUCUGCUUUGAACUGGAUUAUCUUGAGUCCUGGAUUAUCUUGAUUCCACACUGCCAUAUAAUCCAGUGCAGUGUGAAUGUUAUACAGCUGUGUAGAAGGGGCCUCAAAUAAUCCAGUUCUAAGCAGAUAAUAGAAGAUUAUAAAUGUAAUAUAUACUACUUACUGUGGUAUAAUAAUACAGAACAAUAUAAUCUCUAAAAUCAGGACAGUAAAUAAAGAGCAACACUCUGGAAACAGGGAAAUUCCAGAAAGGAAACAAACAAGGCCAGCUAGCACCUCCCAACAAAGGAUUGCCCCAGGCAGGAAGCAGCUAGGCCAUUAAAUGCUAAUCAAGGUGACUAAUUGCAGCAUCCAUACUUGCCGCAUCGAGACUAUUCAUUGCUAUUCAACCUGGCCACCAAGGAUUCCACAAGGUAGAAUGUGGCCAGGCUUGCAAGCAGCAAGGCUAUUCAGUGCCGUUCAACCUGGCCAACCAAGAUUUCCCCUAAACAGAAAACCCCCAAACUCUGAAGCCACGAGGCUACUCCAUCCCAUUCAAUAUGGCCAACGAAGGAUGCCCCUAUAUAGAAAGCGGCCAGGCUAUUAAACUGCAAGACUAUUCAGUGCAGUUCAAACUGGCCGAACAAGGAUUCCCCUACUAAGGAAGUAGCCAGGCUUCAAAGUUGCUUUUUGAUUGAGGGUGCGAAACAAGGAUUCAUGUAUAACACAGCCAGGUUGAAGCUGCAAGGCUAUUCAGUGCAAUUCAACCAGACCACCAAAGGAUUAACCUUGGUAGAAGGUGGCCAGGCUUUGAAGCAACGAUGCUGCUCUGUACUAUUGAAGCUCACCAACUAAAGAUUCCACUAGGUAGCAAGCAGCCAGGCUUUGAAGCAGCCAGGCUAUUCAUUGCAAUUCUAGCAGCCCAAAAAACCAUUCCUCUAGAACGAAAGUACCCAGGCUUCCUAGCAGCAAGCCUAUUCCAUUGUAUUCCAGCUCAUAAAACAAGGAUUCCCAUAAGAAGAAAAUGGCCAGGCUUUGAGACUGCAAGGAUAUUAACUGCUAUUCCACCUGGCCAACAAAGGAUUCCCAUAAGCCACAGCAACACGUGGCCGGGCACAGCUAGUAUCUAUAUACUGCCCUCUUGUAGUUGCACCUGAGUGCAACAUACAUAUAUACAUAUACUGCCUUCUUGUGGUUGCACCUGAGGGAUAUCCCAGGGAGAUGGGGUGGGAUAUAAGAAUA